Molecule: messenger RNA, 1077 nt
Organism: Vitis riparia (riverbank grape)
Lineage: Eukaryota; Viridiplantae; Streptophyta; Magnoliopsida; Vitales; Vitaceae
Exons: 3
Coding region: 120-872 (250 amino acids)
Source: RefSeq, a predicted model, not a curated record
GAUCACUAGUCAUCUAUUUUAAUUUCAUCUCCUUUUUUUCUCUCUCUAUUUUAGUUUUCUGUAGAAGCUCAGUUUUAGGUACUUAAAAGUUAGUGGACUACUUUUUUUUGCAGGUGGAAAUGGGUUUCAACUCAUCAACCCCUGAGAUGAACUUGAAGCUUCUAAUCAACACAGAGGACAAUAAAGUCAAAGCAACCCCUGAGAUGAACUUGAAGCUUCUAAUCAACACAGAGGACAAUAAAGUUGUCUUCGCUGAAGCUGAAAAAGAUUUCAUAGAUUUCCUGUUCAACCUCCUAACUUUGCCUAUUGGCACCAUUGUGGGUUUCCUCCCAGAAGCUUGUCUAGGAGGCCUACAUAAGAGUGUGAAAAAACUGGAGGGAGCUUACUUGCAGCCUAACCAGAGCUCGGACUCGCCCUUGAAGUUGAACACACCAGCAUAUGCUAUUCUUCCUUUCUUUAAUCCUUCUUCAUCAGGGAGUAAUGAUCAUUUCUGUCAUUGCUCUUCAUCAAGGAGUUGUGGUCAUGUGCAGGGCUUGGUUACCUACAUGGUGACUGAUGACUUGUUGAUUACACCCAUGUCCCUGACAGCAACCAUGGCUUUGUUUAAGAAGUGCAACAUAGAGGAAGUUAAUGUUCUUGAGGAGAAGGUGGUUAAAAUUGGUUUUGAUGAGGCUUUGCAGUUGUUGAAGUGUUCUCUGCAGUCCAACGCAGCUCUCACUGGAGUCUUCCUUGAGAAAGAAGAAACACAACAGUCCAAAGCAGCUCCCGCAGUUGCCGCAGUUGCCGAAGUUGCCGCACGUCCCGCAGUUGCCGAAGUUGCCGCACGUCCCGCACCUCCGGCAGUUACCAUUAAGAGUCGCAGCUCCCGCUGAAGUAUUACAAAUACAAAAGGACUAUGAAUAUGAUUGUUUGAGCAGGAGACCGACGUAGUAUUAAACUCCGUUUUCGAAUUUGCAAAAAUAAAAAAAUUCAAUGUCUCUAAAUAAUGUUUAUUUUUACUUGCCUUUAUAUAAUGUAAACUCUAUUUGUCCCCAAUUUUAUAGAACUAGAAUAAGAAGAAUAAUAAUUAACCUGCUA